Molecule: messenger RNA, 1488 nt
Organism: Medioppia subpectinata
Lineage: Eukaryota; Metazoa; Arthropoda; Arachnida; Sarcoptiformes; Oppiidae
Source: the annotation of a GenBank genome assembly
AUGAGGAGUUGUGUGGAAGUGACGCCUCAUAUGAUUAAAUGCCUGAUGAAUGGCCUCCGAGAAGAUGGCGUUGACUUUGUUGUGGCGCCCUAUGAAGCGGAUCCACAGAUGGCUUAUAUGGUUAACAACGGAUUCGCUGACUUCGCCAUCACCGAAGACUCGGAUCUUCUUGUCUACAACUGUAGACUUUGUUUGUUUAAAUUGGAUUCAAACGGUUCCGGAAGACUAAUGGACGCGUCGCUGAUCACCGGUUGUUUGGGCAGUGGUUUUGAUUUCAGCAAAUUCAGACACAUGUCUAUACUUUCAGGUUGUGAUUAUUUGCCAAAUUUGCCCGGAAUUGGUCUCCAGAGGGCGAAAAAGUUCUUCAAAAUGACCGCAAAUACCGAUCUGAGGACUGUUUUGUAUAAAAUCCCGAGUUAUCUGAAAAUGAAUGGAAAAGUGAAAAUAACCAAAGAUUAUGUCAACGAUUUUAUUAAAGCCGACAAUACAUUCAAAUAUCAACUCGUGUUUUGUCCGAAAUCCCGAAAAUUAGUUCCUCUGACGCCAUACGAGAAGGACGUCACGCCUCAGGAGUUGACGUUUGCCGGCACUCACUUUCCCUCACAAUUGGGCGAAGACUUUGCCUUUCAAUAUGCCAUUGGAAACGUUGACACAAAAUCACUAGAAAUCAUAGAUGACUAUAGCUUUGAACCAAAAGAAGAUAGUAUUUGGUCUAAGGAUUGGUUUAAUUAUAAGAAAAUGUUGACCACAAAUGAACUAAUAUUACAAAAGUGUAAUCCAAGUAAAACAAUGGCCACGAAUGAUAGCAAACAAACGCCUGUUCUUCAAACCCGAAGUCCAAACAAGAAGACAAACGAAUUGCAAGAAUCAGUCACUUCUCGUAAACGUCUGAAAGUAAAUGAAAGUCAAUUCAUUAAUUGCCGACAAUUAAUGACAGAAUAUUCAUCUGAGGUUAAGGCGGAUAAAAGCCCUCCGAAACCCAUUUCAACACAAAGUAACUACACUUUGAAUAAAAUCCCAAACAAUUGUAUUCUCAUGAAGGCCGCCAUUCCGUUCGCCGUCUCGUCAUCGCUGGAGACGCACGAAGUGAAGGGCCGUAAAGUGAGGGGACGGGCCUAUGGCUGGGGUAUUGUCGAGACCGAGAAUCCCGAGCACUCGGACUUUGUUAUGUUGCGGUCAAUGCUCGUCACGCAUAUGCAAGACCUCCGCGAAGUGACUCAAGACGUUCACUACGAGAACUACCGCUCCCAACGACUGGUGGCCCGCAAUAUAUCUAAUUCAGACCUUCGCGAUAACAUCAGUAUCUCUUCUGACGACACCUCUAAAGACCGCAUUCUUCAGGAGAAAGAGGCGGAACUGAAGAGAAUGCAGGGAAUGAUUGAACGGAUGCAGAGGGAGAUGAUGGCGCAGCAACAACAGGCCGGAUGGGUUGUGGAUGGGAACCACCAACAGAAUAAUGGCGUCAAUAAUAGUGUUAACAAUCAAUGA